Molecule: messenger RNA, 1430 nt
Organism: Sclerotinia trifoliorum
Lineage: Eukaryota; Fungi; Ascomycota; Leotiomycetes; Helotiales; Sclerotiniaceae
Source: the annotation of a GenBank genome assembly
AAUCGAUCUGAUCAACUCUCUCGCAAAGCAAACUCACAAAAUAGCUAGUGAUGAAGGAGGGUGAUCACCACACAGAAUUUCGGACUUUCAUAUGAAUGGGAAUUAGCGAAUUUCUCAAUGACUCCUCGAUUAGCAGCUCGCAUUGGUCUUAGUUGAUUCCCGGGGUACACUAUGAAUAAUGCACCGAGAAAUCGAUGAUGGGUAUGUUCGGACGAACUGUACACAAUGGGAUCACACGUUCAGCUUGAAGCUACUGUUGGGAAGCUCAUGAAGCUUCCUGGGGCUAAGAAAAUACUUAGAUAUAUAGUAAGUGUUGGCUGCUUUGAAAGAAAUAAAUCGUUCUUCAGGACUUCAUCUACUCGCACAGGAUGAAAAUUACAUUUGGAUUAACGUUAUUGGCAUUCGCCCUUUUAUGUUAUCUUAUGUUAAGCUUACCGGCACCAAGCCUUUACUUAUCUUUACCAGGUGGGUAAUAGUCCCAGUUUUACUCAAGCCGACUGAGCAACCAACAUCGCACUCGCACAGAGGGCAUAUAUUGACGCAUUUGCACUCAACAUGGCUCAGGGAGACAGCCUUCCACUGUCCCUGGAACAGGCUACCCUAUAGCUAGCGAGGACGAUUCUUAUGACGUGCUAUGCGACUUUGCAUGUACGCAUAAUUAUUGCCCUCUAACGGCUUGUCCACUUAGCCCUCCUGCAGGUGAUGGAGGUGUCAUCUAUCUGCCGUCAUCUGUCUGGGACACUUCCUCUGACCAAUUCGGCUGCAAGGGGAACACUAUAUGCACAUUUAUCAUUCCACCUUCCUCUCUCCCAGAUCCUGAAACAAUCAAUGGGCCAGCACUCACAAGCACGCUGCUGGUAUCUUCUGCUGGGUCAGUUUAUACCAAGAUAACGGUGCUCAGCGUUGAACCGUUCACCAUUACGGAAAUCAAUUUCUGGUCAGCCACAAUCACAGCUGGUGAUGCAAACUAUGCUACUUUGAUUCCAGAAAAAAGUGUUCUGCCUCCUGCGUUCAUCUUGAACUUGCCCUGGGAGUGAAUUGACGUUUCCGCCAUCGGGUGCGUGGACUGCACUUGUAAUGAUCUCGCAGGCGCGAGGUGAGCUGUCCUUCUGGUUGUGAUAAGAUUAAUGACGCACGCAACUAACAUGUUUCGCAUAGGCCACGAUUUGGACGAGUAUGACAGUAACUAUAUUUACGACAAAGAGGAAAUGCCCUCAACCUUUAUUUACGUAAUUGACUCAUAUAUCAAUACAACCGAUAGCGUAAGCCGCUUUGCACAUCUACACUACCUUUGACCAAAAGCUGAUAAAUCAACUCAGCAAUUUGACAAGUUCAGAUCUAAAAUAACUGAUUUGAGCCCUACUGAGCCUGAUUGCUUCCAAAAGAUUUGGAGUUUCAGAAAACAUUUCCCCUGUCUUGAUUGGCUUGGA